ACAAUGCCCUAUGCAGGAAUUAACAUGGCGUCUAUGGUGCUGUUUUGAUCAUACCUCAGUGGUUUUGAUCCGUGAAUGAGAAAAACGAAAUACUGAGCAUGAAGAUGAAGAGGUUAGACGUAUUUUAGAGCUAAAAUCUGCAUAAAACAGUUUUCAUUGGACUAGCUGCCUCCCCAUCAUCAAUACAGAGUAGUUGUUAGUUUUCAGCCCGGGUGAGGGAUAAGACUGGAUUGAGGCAUGGAGGAAUCAAAAAGCCCCCUAAAAUUAGUUAAGCCCUCUCGCAAUGAGGCCAGGGGAGCCACAGCGCCAUCCUCCACCAGCUCCAAGCCCCUGAAAGAGGCUCCAGUGACACCAAGAGAGGGGCCUGGCCCCAAGCCUGCCACUGCCUGCCGGAGCAAGGAGAACAUCACCACAGCCAGGGAGGACCAUAAGGACCAAGGCAGUAACCGUGGGACAGAAAGAGCCUCCACAGCCAGCCCUCAGGACCCAGGGAGGGGGAAGCCUCGCAGGCUGACUGGGAGGACCAGCUCUGGGGAGAGGGGGAAGGUGGGACUGGGAGGCCAGCAGCAGGCUGGGCAGGGGGGUGACGCUAGGCCCAUGCUGGCUACAGGCAGGAGCCCAGCUGGUAGAGGGAGAGACACAGGAGCAGGUGAGAAGGCCGGUGCUGUGGUGGAGACAGGGCAGCCUUUUGUGGAGGUCAACGUGGUGGGGUCAGGGGUCAAUGAUGAGGGUCAGGGGAGGAACAUGACCUCUGAGCAGAAGCUGGGUCUCAGACAGGCUGAGGAUCGCCUCUACAGAGACUACAUACACAGACUGGUCAAGCCGUCUCCAGAGUACCCUAACUUCCAGUACCUAUGCAAGCUGUGUUCAAUACACAUAGAGAACGUACAGGGGGCACACAAACACAUCAAGGAAAAGAGACACAAGAAGAACAUCAUGGUGAGAGAAAAAGAGAAGCAGGAGGAGAAUGAGCUGCGUGCACUGCCUGCCCCCUCCCCAGCCCAGCUCAGAGCCGUGGAUGCAGCCGUCCUUCAGGUCGCCCAACAACACGGCAUCUCUGACCAGGACUUCCUGCUGCGACAGGAAGUGGUCACCAGGAUGGAGAUCAUCAUCCAGCAGCACCUCGCAGUUUGCUCCCUCCGCCUCUACGGCUCCUGUCUCACCCGAUUUGCCUUCAAGACAAGUGACAUCAAUAUUGACGUCACCUACCCCUCCACUAUGACCCAACCAGAUGUGCUGAUACAAGUACUGGAAAUCCUGAAGAACAGCGCUCAAUUUUCUGAGGUGGAGUCUGACUUUCACGCCAAAGUUCCGGUAGUGUUUUGCAGAGAUGUCAACAGUGGGUUGAUGUGCAAAGUGAGUGCAGGUAAUGACGUGGCCUGCCUCACCACCAACCACCUGGCUGCCCUAGCUAGACUGGAACCCAGACUGGUGCCUCUGGUCCUGGCCUUCCGCCUCUGGGCUAAGUUGUGCCAUAUUGACUGCCAGGCAGAAGGGGGCAUCCCAUCCUACUCCUUCUCCCUCAUGGUCAUCUUCUUCCUCCAACAACGCAGGGAGCCCAUCCUUCCUGUCUACUUCGGCUACUGGAUCGAAGGCUUUGAUGUGAAGGCUGUGGAUGAGUACCAUCUGACGGGGAUAGAGAUGGAUAUAUUUGUUGGGUGGGAGCACCGACCCCCCAGUACAGAGGGAGGGGGGGGCGGCAGGGGAGAGAACGGAGGGAAGGCCAAGCCUGAGCAGAAGAAACCUGCUGUGAAGAAGCAGCAUGCAGAGGGAAUGACGCGCCUGGCCCUGGACCUGGGUAAGGGGGUGUCCCUGGGCCAGCUGUGGCUGGAGCUGCUUCGGUUCUACACUCUGGAGUUCGCCCUGGAGGAACGCAUCAUCAGCAUCCGCCUCAAAGAGCUCCUCUCCAGAGAGAUGAAGAACUGGCCCCGACGAAGGCUGGCCAUCGAGGAUCCGUUUGCCCUAAAGAGGAAUGUUGCCCGCAGCCUAAACAGUCAGAUGGUCUUUGAGUACGUCCAGGAGCGCUUCCGUACCACCUACAAAUACUUUGCCUGCCCGCAGAGCAAGGACAGGGACACAGGAGGGCGCCAGAGAGGCAAGAAGACGUGCAAACAUGGCGACAUGAAACCGGAGAAAGGAGACAGAAAGGGAGGAGAAGAGGUGGCUGAGAAGAGUGGAGGUGGAGAGCGCAAUGGGAAGGAAGGGAACAGUCAGAGCUCUGAGACAGGACAGAAGGAGGAUGAUGAGGCUGAAAGUGAUGAAGAGGACAGAGCAGAGAGGGCAUUAAACGCUGGCCUUAUGGACUUGGUCCUCAGUGAGGGGGACAGUUCUACAGAUGGGGCUGGAGCUGAGCCUGGCGCUACCCUGGAGCAUUCCUCUGCCUCCCCCUCGCCCCAGAACGGCCUGCUGGACAGUGAUGAAGAGGAGGAUAAGCAUGUGUCAGAGAAGCAGGGACAUAUUUCACCAGAGGACCUGCAUUAUAUAUUUGACAGGAUGAUCUUCACAGGAGGAAAGCCUCCUACGGUCGUGUGUAGCAUCUGUAAGAGAGAUGGCCAUCUGAAGGACGAUUGUCCUGAGGACUUCAAGAAGAUCGAGCUCAAACCGCUGCCUCCCAUGACUGACCGCUUCAGAGACAUCCUGGAUGGCCUUUGUAGACUCUGCUACCAUGAGCUGUCCCCCUCUCUUGGAGAGCAGCAGAAGAGAGAACAGAUCAUGGGUAGUCUGGAGAGGUUUAUACGAAAGGAAUACAAUGACAAGGCCCAGCUGUGUUUGUUUGGUUCCUCCAAGAAUGGCUUUGGUUUCCGUGACAGCGACCUGGACAUCUGCAUGACCUUGGAGGGCCACGACACCGGAGAGAAGUUGAACUGCAAAGAGAUAAUUGAAGACCUAGCCAAGGUGCUGAAGAGAAACACAGGUCUGAGGAACAUCCUGCCUAUUACAACAGCCAAAGUGCCUAUUGUGAAGUUUGAACACAGACAGAGUGGACUGGAGGCAGAUAUCAGCCUCUACAAUACUCUUGCUCAACACAACACCAGAAUGCUGGCUACCUACGCUGCUGUAGACCCUCGCGUGCAGUUCCUGGGAUACACCAUGAAGGUGUUUGCAAAGCGCUGUGACAUAGGUGACGCGUCCAGAGGAAGUCUGUCGUCCUACGCCUACAUCCUCAUGGUGUUAUACUUCCUGCAGCAGAGACAGCCCCCCAUCAUCCCUGUUCUCCAAGAGAUCUUUGACGGACACACUGUACCACAGAGGAUGGUGGAUGGUUGGAAUGCCUUCUUCUGUGAUGACCUUGAGGAACUGCGUCGUCGUCUGCCAGAGCUGCAGCAGAACCGUGAGUCUGUGGGGGAGCUGUGGCUGGGCCUGCUCAGGUUCUACACCGAGGAGUUUGACUUUAAGGAGCACGUCAUUAGCAUCCGCCAGAGGAAACGACUCACCACCUUCGAGAAGCAGUGGACCUCAAAGUGCAUUGCUAUCGAAGAUCCCUUUGACUUGAAUCACAAUCUUGGUGCUGGAGUUUCUCGCAAAAUGACUAACUUCAUCAUGAAGGCCUUUAUCAACGGCAGGAAGCUGUUUGGUACUCCCUUCUACCCCCAGCCUGGCUUGGAGGCGUACUACUUCUUUGACUCCAAGGUGCUAACGGACGGGGAGCUGGCACCUAAUGACAGGUGCUGUCGGGUCUGUGGCAAGAUCGGCCAUUACAUGAAGGACUGCCCCAAGAGACGCAGGUACACUGGGAGAGAAUAUCAGGGGAUGAGGAAGAAGGAGAAGGAGGAGGAUGUGAAGGAGGGAGACGAACAUGAGCCGCGGGAGCGUCGCUGUUUCCAGUGUGGUGACAUAGGUCAUGUACGGAGGGACUGCCAAGAGUACCGUCAUCUUAGACAGAGAGCUGCAGGGGGACCAGUUCCCCACAUGGUGCAAGCCAUGGUGAGCUCCCAGUCCAUCCCCAUCCCCCAGCCUCCACAGGACCGCCCCGGACGCACCAGACAACCCUCUGAAUGUUCUGAUUCCCACCAUACUCCGCCCUAUUCCCCCCAGCCCAACCCGUUCUCCCAGGGUUCCAGCCAAUCCUCCAGCUCCCCCCAAUCCUCCUCCAAGACCUCCGCUGGAGGGGGACCCCCCAAGCAGCCCCAACACCCCCAGGUUCCCCUCUCUCUCUUCGGCUUCCCUCCCUCCCACCCGGGCCAGUACCACCACUCUGCAGCUCUCACUGCUCUGGGACUGCUGCCGUCCCACCACAACCAACACCAGCACCAGUCACAUCAGUCCCAGGGGCACCAGGCCCAUCACCAACACCACCACCCCUCCAACUCCUGGCCCAUCCACGGCCCCAUCCUCCAGACUUCCAGCGGCCCUGGAGGGCCCUCCCCGCCCGGCCUCAAAUUCCCUCCGCGCCAGGCCCCUGGGCCAGGGAACGGGAACACAGGGCCAGGGGGAUCUUCGGGGGGUGGCAGCCCUAGCCCUAUGAACCUAAAUGACCCCAGCAUCAUCUUCGCCCAGCCGGCGGGGAGGCCCAUGGGCCUGGGAGGAGGGCGGGGACGGGACGGGCACUGGCACAACCACCUGGCACAACAGGGGGCAUUGGUGGCUAAUGGCACUGUGGGCAAGUCAGACCCAGGCUACAAGACCCAGUUCGGGGGUGUGAGCCAGCAGGGUUCUAGGACCUGGGAGCACAGCAAUGCGGCCCACUACUCCCUGUCCCCGUCCUGGCCUUACCGCAUGCCACAGAACUUCAUCCAGCAGGGCAACGGGGGUUACCCACAACCCGGCAAGCCCUUCAUGUCCCAAGGUUCUGUGGUGCACCCCAAUCAGCAUUACCCGCUCCUCCCCCACGGACGACAUCACGUCAACCUCAACUACAUCCAGCAGAAGAAAUGAACUCUGAACUCUGCUCCCAUAGCAUCUUAAUUCAAUUAGGCUUUAUGGUCCUUCACCAUGAUAAAACUAAAACUAUAUAAUCUAACUUUGCAUCAUCUGGUCACAAGACUUUUUAAAAUGAAUUUUAUCAUUUUUUUGUACAGUUUUUACGUGUUUUUUUUUGUCUCAUUACAUUGAUUUGUGAUACAAAUGUCAAAUAUUUUAAUACCCCCAUUUCUGAAGGGGUCCAAAAAGUGUUUUUAUUUUGUGUAAAGUAAGGAGGUAAAAAUUAUCCUUUAUUUUUAUUAGCUGUGUUCCUACUUUGCUUGCUUAAGGAUAAAAGCUUUGAAUAGACAUUUGUUAAAACAAAAAACUACAUUUUAACAUGCCCACCCCUAUCAGAUAAUUAUGUAGUGCCAAAAAGACCUAUAGUAAGGGUGGAAAAAAAAUAAAAAAAAUAAGACAAAAACACAAAAAUCCAUACAAAUAAAUAAAGUUAAAGCAAA
Messenger RNA from Coregonus clupeaformis (lake whitefish), 5360 nucleotides. RefSeq names its product terminal uridylyl transferase 4 (gene tut4). Gene Ontology annotation, molecular function: zinc ion binding; nucleic acid binding; RNA uridylyltransferase activity. NCBI's taxonomy places the organism in Eukaryota, Metazoa, Chordata, Actinopteri, Salmoniformes, Salmonidae. The transcript is spliced from 29 exons. Bases 238 to 4875 code for a protein of 1545 amino acids. The record is from RefSeq and is a predicted model, not a curated record.